GAAAUUAAGCCAAAAACCUUGGUUUGUUCAUUCCUUAGCUAGUCUUAUCUUCUACUCACUCUUACUCUGACCAAACCCACGACAAUGUCGACCCAAGAUUCGCCGGAGAACCCAGAAAACGAGUCAAAACCGAGUCAGGAGUACCAAGACAAAGAGGCUGAAGAAGAUGGAGAUUUGUUGGGAUCCUCCUCCGAUGAUGAGUCUGACACCGACGAUUCUUCCUCCGAGUCCGGAGAAGCACCAGCUGGAGGAGGAGAAGAAGAAGAAGAAGAAACGACUGAAAAACAAGAAGACCUCAUUGAGUAUGUUCGACGCGGUGAAGAUAUUACCAACUUGGAUAACUCGCCGGAGACGAAUGUGAAGCUGUUCAAAGAUGUGUUGGACAGUAGGAGAUUGAGGAGAAAGAGAGCUGAGGAGGACCGACAGUAUGAGUACUACGAAGACCUCUUUGAUUUUCCAGAGGACCCGGAGAAUUGGAAGGAGGAGGAUGUGAUGGAGUAUUGGGCUGAUGCUCCAUUGGAGAUGACCAAGCCUGGUUGGGACCCCGAUUGGGCUGACGAGGAGGAUUGGGAGAUUGUUAGACAGGAGAUUGCUGCUGGGAGAGACCCUCCAAUUGCCCCGUUUUACGUUCCCUAUAGAAAGCCUUAUCCGGUCAUACCCGAUAACCAUUACGAUAUUAAGAACCCAAAAGCUGUGAUUGAAGAGUUGGAUAGGAUUGAGGAGUUUCUCACUUGGGUCAGCUACAUUUUCCCGGAUGGAAGCUCGUAUGAGGGCACUGUUUGGGAUGAUUUGGCUCAUGGCAAAGGUGUUUAUCUUGCUGAACAGGGAUUGGUCAGGUAUGAAGGUGAAUGGCUUCAAAAUAACAUGGAGGGUCAUGGUGUUGUGGAAGUUGAUAUCCCUGACAUAGAACCUAUGCCAGGUUCCAAGCUUGAAGCACAAAUGCGUGCUGAAGGGAAAAUAAUAUCACGAGAUUAUAUGUCCCCAGAAGAUAGAGAAUGGUUGGAGAUGGAUAUAGAAGACAGUGUUGCUUUGGCCGGAGAUAGCUACGAGAUACCUUUCUAUGAGAGGGACGAGUGGAUCAAUGUAUUUGGGAGGAAGCCGGAGAAAGGUCGUUAUCGAUAUGCUGGUCAGUGGAAGCACGGCAGGAUGCAUGGAUGUGGUGUAUAUGAAAUCAAUGAGCGCACUGUCUUUGGUAGGUUCUACUUUGGGCAACUACUGGAGGAUGAUUAUGGCUGUGAUGCAGAUAUAUCAGCGAUGCAUUCAGGUAUAGCAGAAGUAGCUGCUGCUAAGGCUCGGAUGUUUGUAAACAAGCCCGAUGGAAUGGUUAGGGAAGAGAGAGGCCCAUACAGUGAUCCUCAACAUCCUUAUUUUUAUGAGGAAGAAGAUGUGUGGAUGGCACCGGGCUUUAUAAACCAAUUCUAUGAAGUCCCUGAUUAUUGGAAAACAUAUGUGCAUGAGGUGGAUAAGGAAAGAGAAAUGUGGUUAAACUCCUUUUAUAAAGCUCCAUUGAGAUUGCCUAUGCCUGCUGAGCUUGAGUACUGGUGGGCACAAGAUGAUACUCCCGAAUUUGUUCUGGUUAAGCCCAACCCUAAGGAACAAGAGUCUAAUCCUGAAGAUCCAUCCCAGCUUGGGCAAACUGAAGAUCCCCUAAUCUUACACACACCAACUGGACGUUUAAUCAAUUAUGUCGAGGACAAAGAACAUGGGAUCCGUUUAUUUUGGCAGCCAGAAGAUGGGGAAGUGGACCCUAAUAAGGUUGAGUUUCUACCCGAUGGUUUUGAUGAGUUUUAUGGAAGAGAGACUGGUGUGAAGAAGGAGGGCCCUAUGGCUCGUUUUAUAUCUGGAAUUGGAAACACAUUCAGGCCAAUUUUUGAUAAAGUAGAGAAAUGGGCUGAAGAGCAGAAACAAGCUAGUGAGUUGGAAGUGGAGGUGAUUAAAAAAGAAAUGGAUCUGAUAGAUGCUGAAUUGUGUCUAGAAGAGGCUAUAGAGGACAUGGAGGAAGAACUGAAGCAGAGGGAAAAAGAAGAGGAAAAUGUGGAAAUGGCUUCAGAGGAGACAGAAGAUACUACACCAUCGGCUAAACAAGAUGAGAAGGUUUUAGUCGAGGAAGAGGAAGAGGAAGAAGAAGAGGAAGAUGGUGACGAUGAUGAGGGCGAUGAUGCUCCAUCAAGUUUUGGUUCUGCUAAUCAAGACCCAAGUAAGAAUGACCCAAAGGGAAGCAAACCCAGGCCAUCUCCCUUUUCGGCAUCUUCAUUAUCAUUUGCUACUAGUAGCAUUGUCUCAGGCGUCCCAUCAUUGUUGCAACAAUCAUUUUUCUCAUGGAAGAAGAAUAGAUCAACGACUAAGGCAACUCUUCCAUUGUGCACAGAGAGCCCCGUUGCCUUGUCACAGCGAGUGGAUUCGGUUACGUUUCAUCAAGUGCUUGGCACCAAAGAAAAGUUUAUCCCAAAAAGUCAAUCAAUCGAAUUUCGAGUGAAGAACACCUCAAAUGGAAGAAUACGUCGGUUACAUUCCUUGAAGUCACAUCCUUCGGCUAAUAUGAAGCCAAAGAGAAACACAGAACAUAAAAGGGGGAGAAAUAGUACAUGGCUGCACAUGGGACCAGACAGUGAAUUAGACAAUAUAUUGUCCUUGCACACACCUGUUCCAUAUUUGGAGCAGCUCAAAGAAACUGAAUAUGGUAAGCAUUUAUUUCUCUCUCUCUUUGAUAAUGUAUAAGAACUUGUUAAUUUUUGAAGCUGUUCGAUUUUGUAAUGCUGCUUAGUCAAAAAAUUUAAAUGUAGUUCUGAUUUCCUGGUUUGUGGGUUCAAUUCAAAAUCCAUAAAAUGGAAAUAAUUUGAGUCUUUAAUCAUAUCAUUCUUCUUUUGUUGUGUUCAAAGGGGAAGUUCUUUGUUGUUGCUUGAACUGUAUUUAUGAUGUUCGAUAUUAAAAAAUACAUAAAAUAAAUGCAACUUCCUUGUC
Molecule: messenger RNA, 2961 nt
Organism: Humulus lupulus (European hop)
Lineage: Eukaryota; Viridiplantae; Streptophyta; Magnoliopsida; Rosales; Cannabaceae
Product: protein TIC 100-like
Exons: 11
Coding region: 85-2718 (877 amino acids)
Cellular component (GO): cytosol
Source: RefSeq, a predicted model, not a curated record